AUGGCACCACCUACGACCCCCCUGAAGGCACCGCCUACAGCCCCUUCACAGGCACCAUCUGCACAGGUAGCAACAUCACCUGGCCCGGUUGACGUCGUUAAAAUCCUGCAAAAGGCUAGCCACUUCACAGUCUUGGUCCGCCUAAUGCAAGCUACAACAGAAGACAUUGAGUUAAACAAGGAGCUGAACAACACAAACAAUGGAAUAACAAUCUUGGCCCCAAGUGACAAUGCAUUCUCGAGCCUCAAAGCAGGCUUUCUUAACUCUCUAAGCGAUGAAGACAAGGCUGAGCUGGUGAAGUUUCACGUACUACCAGCGUUUAUAUCCUCUUCCCAAUUCCAGACUGUGAGUAACCCUGUAAGGACACAGGCUGGAACAGGUCCCAGGGAAACACUAAAUGUCACCACCACAGGGAAUUUCGUGAAUAUAAGUUCAGGACUGACAAACACAAGCAUAUCCAGCACGGUGUACACUGACAGCCAGCUUGCUAUUUAUCAAAUUGAUAAGGUACUAUUUCCUUUGGACGUUUUUACUCCUAAGCCUCCUGCUCCUGCUCCUGCACCAGCACAGGGAAAGCCUAGGAAGGCAGGACCCGAUGUAGAAAGUCCUACUGCUCCUAAGGAUAUUUCUGGUGCUCUAACUCUUCUUAUUCCGCAAAAUAAUGCCUUGCUCCUUGCACUCAGCUGUACGGUUGCUGCAAUAAUAUUUUCAUGA
Dovyalis caffra is the source of this 714-nucleotide messenger RNA. NCBI's taxonomy places the organism in Eukaryota, Viridiplantae, Streptophyta, Magnoliopsida, Malpighiales, Salicaceae. The record is from the annotation of a GenBank genome assembly.